AUGGCGUUUCUGUUCGUCCUCCUAUUUGCUGCAACCAUCAGUGGGAAGUCUUUAAACCACCCAAAGGGUAACGUUGAUCUUUCAUCCGACGCACAAAAACCCGCCUCCCGUGGUGCUCUUCUCGACGAAGCGGAAGAUGACUAUUGGGCUGGUGGCACUAAUAUUUUCAUAGGAGAAGAAGGUGAAGUUCUCAGACAGAAAGCUGAAGUUCUGAGCAUGAACACCCGGUCAGCUGGGCUCAAUUGUUGCAUGAGUCUCCGAUCUACUAAAACAAAGCAAGGAAGUGUAGAAAAGAGAAAAGUCGAGGAGAAAUUUGAGAAAUUGACGCCUUAA
This is a messenger RNA of Haemonchus placei, 333 nucleotides long. The record is from the annotation of a GenBank genome assembly. Lineage: Eukaryota; Metazoa; Nematoda; Chromadorea; Rhabditida; Trichostrongylidae.